AUGUCAAGUUUAGAAGUUUUUCCACAACUUUGUGAAGGGAGUAAGUUUAGUAAUUGGAAGUUCAGGUUAAACAUUUUAUUUGAAGAAAAAGGUAUUGAGUAUUUAUUAAAUGGAAAGAAAGACGAAAAUUUGAAAAAAGAGACGUAUAAAAAGGACGAUGCUAAGGGAAGAUUGAUAAUUAUAAAUUGCUUAAACGAUAAAUUCUUGGAAGUAGUAAAGCCAGCGACCAGCGCAUUAGAAAUGUUGAAACUAUUAAGUGCAGUGUUUGAAAGGAGAAGCACAUUUAACAAAGUGUUACUUAGAAAGAAACUUAUAACUUUAAAACAUCAAUUCUCGAAUAAACUUCAGGAUCAUUUAAUUAACUUUGAAAAUAUAAUUAACGAAUUAGAAGGUGGAGGUGCAAAGAUAGAGGAGUUAGAUAAGGUGGAGCACCUGUUUAUAACACUACCAAAGGAGUAUGAUACCAUAAUAAAAACGUUGGAAUCCCUCGACAAGGAAUUAAAUUUUGAGUUUGUAAAAUGUAGAUUACUCGAUUUAGAAAAUAAAUUAAAAGAAAAUAGUAUUGAGGAGAAAACUGAAAAUAUGUUUAUUACAAACACAGCCAUUAUUUGCUUUAAAUGUAAACAUAGAGGACACAAAUCAUUUCAGUGCAAUUUAAAUAAUAAUAUGACUAAUAACAAUGAUAUGAAGAAUUUUAUCACUCAUAAUAAUAGAGAAAGUAAUAGAGGAAGUGUACUCAACAAUAAAUUUUUUAACAGAGGAUUUAAUAACAAUUAUAAUAGAGGAAGAGGUUAUAAUAAUAAUUAUAUGAAUAGUGGUCACAGAUAUAAUAAUAACUACACGCGUCAAGUAAGAGGUUACAAUAAUAAUUAUAUGAAUAAAGGAAGAGGACGGCACCAUAAUUUUUCUAGACAAGCGAACACCACAGAAGAAUUUAAUUUACAUGAGGAAAAUAAAAGCACAUUUGUGGCAUUAACUUUGGAAAAUGAAUUUAAAGAAAGCAAUGACAUCUUAUUUAUAAUAGACUCUGGGGCAACGCAUCAUUUUAUCCAAGAAAAAUAUGAGAAGUACAUGUAUGACAUUCAAUUACUAGAUGAGCCGAUGAAGAUUAAAAUAGCCAAUGGUCAAUUUUUAAUUGCUAACAAAAAAGGAAAAUUAGAAGGAAUUUACAAGAAUAAAAUUAUAGUUAUCAAUGGAAUAAUAGUACCAGAAAUUUCACAUAAUUUGAUAUCAGUUUCUAAAUUAAUGGAGAAGGGUAUGACAAUAAUAAUUAAACAAGAACAAAUGAAAAUAUAUACUAAUGAUGCACAUAGUAAUACACACCAUAUUUAUAAAGAAGGAAAACUAUUUACUAUGAGGAUGCUAAUCAAACAAAAUGCACAGUGCAAUCAAUCUAUAGACAAAAAUGAUAUUUGGCAUAAAAGACUUGGACAUUUAAAUAGAAAAAGCUUACAAUUAAUGGACUUACCUUUUAGUGAUAAAAUAUGUAAUGAAUGCAUGAUAAACAAAAGUACCAGAAAACCAUUUUAUCCUGUAACAAAACCUCAAUCACAUGCUAUAGGUGAUCUAAUCCACUCUGAUAUAGCAGGUCCAAUGAAAACUACUACCAAUGAAGGAGAAAGAUACUAUCAAACUAUCAUAGACGACUACUCACAUUUUACAUUUACAUAUUUGUUGAAAAAUAAAUCAGAAGCAGCGCAAAAUUUAAUUGAUUACAUAAAAAUAAUAAAAACUGAAAAAGGAAUAAGAGCAUAUUGUUUUUACAGCGAAGAUGAUCCAGUUACAUAUGAUGAAGCUAUAGAAAGGGGUUGGUCAUCAUCAAUUAAUAUGGAAUUAGAUGCAUUAAAAAAAAUGAAUACAUGGAAAGAAACUAAAUUGCCAAAUGGUAAACAACCAAUUGAAGCAAAAUGGAUAUUCAAAACAAAAGAAAAUGGAAUAAAAAAGGCAAGAUUAGUUGCAAAAGGGUUUCAGAUAAAAGAAAAUGAUGAAUUUGGAAACAAUAACUAUACACCAGUAGCAAGAACAUCAACAGUGAGAUUUACCCUAGCAGAAGCAGUGCAAAAUUCAUGGCCAAUAAGACAAUUAGAUGUGCCAACAGCAUACUUAAAUGGAAUAUUAGAAUCAGAAAUAUACUUGAGACCACCGGAAGGAGUAGAAGUUAGUGAUGGAAAUGUUUUAAAGCUGAAUAGAGGAUUAUACGGACUGAGAGAAAGUGGAAAAUGUUGGAACAAGAGAUUAAAUAAUUAUCUUGAAGAAAAAGGUUUUGAAAGAUCGAGAAAUGAUUUCUGUUUAUAUAAAAAUACCAUGAAAAACAUUUGGCUAGUACUCUAUGUAGAUGACAUAUUAAUUACCGGUGACAAAAAUAAUUUGUUAGAAACUAUAAGAAAUUUGAAACAGGAGUUUAAGGCAAAGGAUAUUAGGGAUGGAAAUAACAAGGACAAUCGACACAUUAAAAAUCACACAGAC
This is a messenger RNA of Brenthis ino (lesser marbled fritillary), 2466 nucleotides long. The record is from the annotation of a GenBank genome assembly. NCBI's taxonomy places the organism in Eukaryota, Metazoa, Arthropoda, Insecta, Lepidoptera, Nymphalidae.